ACGAACCGGUCGUUGUGUCUCAAACAUGGCGUCUCUCAGUAAGUAUCUAACAGCGAAAAACUCCUCCAUAGCAGGCGGUAUUUUGCUGGUUUUAUACCUGCUGAAACACAGAAGACGGACGCCCAGACGGGACGGUAAAAAAGGAGGCUCAGAUUUAGUGCUGAACACUGAGAAAGAUGGCAGAAAAGACCGUGCAGCAGUGGACAAGUUGUUUUUCCUCCGAAUCUUCAGGAUUCUGCGGAUCAUGGUACCAAGAGUUUUCUGCAUGGAGACUGGCUGCCUUAUCCUUAUUGCUGCCAUGUUGGUGGCCAGAACCUACUGUGAUGUAUGGAUGAUCCAGAACGGCACCAUGAUCGAAAGCGGUAUUAUAAGCAGAGACAGCAGUCUAUUCAAGAAGCACUUCUUUUCCUACAUAUCAGUCAUACCAGGGAUAGCCUUGGUGAACAACUUCCUGAAGCUGGGUCUGAAUGAGCUGAAGCUGAGGUUCCGUGAGAGGCUCACAAAGAACUUGUAUGACCAGUACCUUCAAGGCUUCACCUACUACAAAAUGGGAAAUCUGGACAACCGGAUAGCCAAUGCAGACCAGCUGCUGACACAGGAUGUGGAGAAAUUCUGCAACAGUGUGGUGGACCUAUACUCAAACCUCAGCAAGCCACUGUUGGAUAUCGGUCUGUACAUCUUCAAGUUGGCAAAUGCCAUUGGUGCUCAGGGCCCAGCCGUCAUGAUGACCUACCUACUGAUCUCAGGACUGUUCCUGACCAGACUGCGAAGGCCCAUAGGCAAGAUGACAGUCACCGAGCAGCGGUAUGAAGGAGAGUACCGUUAUGUCAACUCUCGCCUCAUCACCAAUAGUGAAGAGAUUGCCUUCUACAAUGGGAACAUGAGGGAAAAACAGACCAUUCACAUGGCAUUCAAGAAACUGGUGGACCACUUGCAUAAUUUUAUCUUCUUUCGCUUCUCCAUGGGAUUUGUGGACAGCAUAAUUGCUAAGUACCUGGCCACUGUGGUGGGCUACCUGGUGGUUAGCCGGCCAUUCCUGAACCUGUCACACCCCCGUCACUUGCACAGCACACACUCUGAGCUGCUGGAGGACUACUACCAGAGCGGGAGGAUGCUCCUGAGAAUGUCCCAGGCUCUGGGCAGGAUUGUACUGGCUGGCCGAGAGAUGACCCGCCUGGCAGGAUUCACAACGCGAAUCACUGAACUGAUGAAAGUCCUUAAGGAGCUGAAUGCUGGCAAAUAUGAACGUACUAUGGUCUCACAGCAGGAGAAUGAUACUGCAGAGAAACUCCCACUGGUGCCUGGAAGUGGUCAAAUUACCAACAGAGAUAACAUCAUCAAAUUUGAUCAUACCCCCCUUGCAACACCCAAUGGAGACAUCUUGAUCAGAGACCUCUCAUUUGAGGUGAGAUCUGGCACCAAUGUUCUUGUUUGUGGACCAAAUGGCUGUGGAAAGAGCUCUCUCUUCAGAGUGCUCGGAGAGUUGUGGCCUCUGUUUGGAGGACACCUGACAAAACCAGAGAGAGGGAAGCUCUUCUAUGUUCCACAGAGACCCUACAUGACUUUGGGUUCUCUGAGGGACCAAGUCAUUUACCCUGACACCCAUGAAGAGCAGAGGAGGAAAGGCAUCUCUGAUCAGGUAUUGAAGGAGUACCUGGACAACGUUCAACUGGGUCAUAUCCUGGACAGGGAGGGCAACUGGGACUCAGUUCAGGACUGGAUGGAUGUCCUCAGUGGAGGAGAGAAGCAGAGGAUGGCUAUGGCCAGACUGUUCUACCACAAGCCCCAGUUUGCCAUUCUGGAUGAGUGCACCAGUGCAGUGAGUGUAGAUGUUGAGGAUUACAUCUACAGCCAUUGCAGGACGGUGGGCAUCACCUUGUUCACAGUGUCCCACAGAAAGUCUCUGUGGAAGCACCACGAGUAUUAUCUCCACAUGGAUGGGAGAGGGAACUACGAGUUCAAGCCCAUCACGGAGGAAACUGUGGAGUUUGGCUCAUAAGUGACUGCUGAUGUCAGCCCCAGAUGCACUGCUCUGAUGAAACCAGUCCACUAAUUCUUUGCACUCGAGACAAGUUAGAGCUAAAAAUAGAAAAUAAUGUUUUAAAUCAUUUGUUUCCUUGUUAUUUAAAUCAUCACUAUAGUCCUGUCUAAUCAUUUAUUUGUUCAGUGUGAUUAUGAAGAAUUUGUAAUUUAUGUUGCCAACUUCUAGGUUGUGUUUUACACAAGACAUGUUUGAGUACAAGUGGAAACAUACUAUACUGUUGUAAUCAUCUCUGCACGUGCGCUCAUUUCUCACAACAGUGACAGAGGUGAACCUGUAGAGAUAAGCUAGAUACCACAGUGGUCUCAGAGGAACAAGUAUGCAUGCAUGACAGUCCCUCCGCAGCUGACAGAAGGCUGAAAGAGGCAGGUGAUCACUGUAAGGCCUGUUUGGUGAUAUCUGAACAUAACAUAUUAAAUUUGGGCUCUGUCUUUCUUUUGGACUGUUAUCUUUAGGGGCCAUGCACAUGCUGCGUCUUUAUCUGAGGUCGGAUGCCGGGUGCUGCUCUUGGGCCUACUUUGCGCCUGUGUGGAGGCAGGUUGUCUCUGAGGUUGCUAAGCAACCAUGAAAAUCAGCCAGCUUACCUGAAAUCUUGAGUGCAGAGCUGAUCUUCCAGGCAUUGCUUUUUUAAGUGUGUAGGCCUAAAAUAUUGUCAGUGGGACAGAUAUUAAGCUCUGGGUAGUCCUGCACUAAAAUGAUCAACUACUAUUUCACAUAUACCACAGACUGAUAGAAUAGAAGAAGAAAAAGAUAUCUGCUGGUUGUGAUUGGAUGUUCCUUGUCACAUGACAGGUGGUGCACACUGCUGUGUUCAAGAAGUUUAGCUGUGUCUAUAUCGGGAAGCUGCCAUCAUGCCCUGCAAAACUGGCACAAGGGACAGCUUGCACGUCACAAUCACAGACUGUAUAUAAAGGCGGAUGAUGCGUCCGCACUAACUCAAACUGUACAGAAGUGAAGCCAAAAUAGCUCAUCAUCCCCCCAUCUUGCUCUGGUAACAUAAUUCGGAGCCAGAGUAGCGAUCUCCACUGUAUCAAGUUUUGCGCCCAUACACCCAUCCAACCAAUCGCAAGCAGCACCACUGAACACGAGCCCACUGAUUAGCUCACACAUUUGUCAAUCGUGGUAAAAUCCCUGUUUUAUAGCAUUAACAUAACUAAUUUAAACCAGACUUAUUCGAAAAAUUAACACUAGAACAAACAGCAGUGUGAUAAAAACUACUUUAAAUAACAGAAACAAUCUCUGGGGAAAAAAAAGUACUGUACUUUGAGUUUUUACUUUGGCCCAUGUCCCAUCCACUAACAUGGAGAAGGUGGGGUUUAUGAACUGUACUGCAGCCAGCCAUCACGGGAUGAUACAGAUGUUUUGGCUUCACUUUUGGGGAGCUGUCACGUCAUCCAUCUCUAUAUACAGUCUUUAAAUACAGUCUAUGGUUGUGGUGGUGCUUGAGCAUGCGUAUGGUGUGUCUACACUGAAAACAAUGGAUUUGAAGGUGCAAAAAUGUGGCAUGUGUACAGCCCCUUAAUUAUCUGUGUACCUUGAAGCUUUUAUCACAUGGUUAAUACAUAACUAUAUGAGGAUAAAUGAUGUUUCUUCCUCCUCUGUCAUUUUUGCUCUGUUCAUUGCUGGCUCUUUGGCCAGGCUAAAUGAUGAUAAAACCCUCUAGGACAGUCCAUGAAGUAGGAAAACAUCCUGAGAUAAACUGGCUUUAAAUUCAAACUAAAUAUGAGGAGUAUUUUGUUAUCUCAAGACAAUAUAAUAAUGAAGCUGUGGUCACAUGAUAAAGGGCCUAAAAAAAGUCAACCACGGCUGCUCUGCUUCUGGAGCUACAGGGAGCCACAGGACAAACAAUGCACACUGGGACUGAAUGAACUUUUUCAGAGGCAUCUCCAGACUCAGCUGGUCUAAUAUGAAGGUUUUGAAGUGCUUACAGAACAAGAUGGCAGCAAACCUCGAGUAAAGUCUGAGAAAUCUGGUGGUAGGCCAGCUCUUUUCUGUCUGACUGAGAGGGAAGAGAAGAAUGCUAGAUAUAUGAGCUCACCAGAGGAAGGCUGUCUCCCAAGAGACCUGUAAGAAAACAAAAUACGACACAUGCUGCUCAUGAACUGGGGUGCUGCUCUUCAGCAUUGCUUCAGUGUUGCCACUAAGGGUUGAACCCUUCUGUAGUACUGUCUGAGGGACAGAGACUGACCUCUGUCACCAGUGGCAGCACUCCGCUCCAGUGAUUGUUUUAUUUCAAACAUUCCUCAAGUUACAAAUGUUUUGAAUGCCUAAAUGUUGUAUGCAUGAUUGCCAUCAAGGGCUCUGAUGUGUAGUUUGUGGAAGUGCAUCAGGUGGAGCUGCCAGGGUGCUGUGGACUUCAGGCUCAGUCACACCAGCACUGCAACAGUGACAUUUUGGAACAAAAUCAUUUCACUUCAAAUGAAUAUCUGUAAUGAGGAGAGUUGCAAGAAGGGAACAUUUUGCAUGAAUUUUGUGGGUUGGUACUGUUGACCAAAGUGCUGUGGAAGUGCUGACUUAGUAGAAGCUACCAUAUUAACCAUAUUGCUUCAUCUGCUUUCAUAUAACUUUGCUCCACAACAGAGGUACAAUAUGGUGUGCAGUCAGUCAAAAGGCAGUGGUCCAUUCAAAAAUCCUCCUUACAUGAACACGGGAGCACAGGGAAAAGUUUCUCUUCAAUUCCAACAGUGAAUCAAUUUAUUCACCAAAUACCAGUUUUUUCUUUUUCCACGCCGUAAGGUUCUUUUAGAUACAAGUUGUACCAUUGUAUUUAUUGGGAUUUACUUGAUUUUACUCAGGCCUCAGGAUGAGCUGUGGUUCAUGGAACAUAAGGCUGUCAGUAAGGAAACAACACAAUAAAGUCUGGUUGGCUAUGAAGUUUGAAAAAAAUCAUCUUCAGUCACAUACCUGUUAUCCAUCUAUGUGCAAUAUUUGUACUGGUUGCUGAGCUGUGUUGGACUCUUCUCAAACUGGCUUUUAAGUGAUGUAACCUCAAAUACUGAUCAAAUGGCAAAUAAUUAUUAGACAUAUCUUCCUUUUAUAAUCUUGUUAUAAACAUUUUCCAUGUAUGAAAUUCUGCAUUAAAUAUAUAUUUGUUGGGAUGUAGGAUUAAAGCUUGCUGAAUUUUGCAUAAUCAUGUGGACAGCUAAUUUUACAUGAGCGCAAUGAAGCUGAGAAUGGGGUCUAAUGUUCAAUGAUGGCUUCUGUCAGUUGAUCAGUGGUACGUGAAUAUGCCCGUCUACCAUUACUCAACACCUGUGUGUUGUGUCACCCUGAUAUACUGUAACUUUAUCCUGAAAAUGUAAAGAAGCAGCCUCAGCUCUAACCAUGGUUUUUAUAUGGAUAAUACUGUUAUGAUUUCAUACUGCAUUAAAAUAAUACGCCAUAGGACUAAUUAGAGAGAUGUCUGUCUGUCUGUCUGUCUGUCUGUCUGUGUUUUUUCUUGAUGGUUAGAGGUGAGUGAAUGAGUGUGUGUGAGAUAACAAAUAUGUCAAUGAUCAACAGAAGUGCUCCAGA
Messenger RNA from Epinephelus fuscoguttatus (brown-marbled grouper), 5554 nucleotides. It is a transcript of the gene abcd3a, whose product is annotated as ATP-binding cassette, sub-family D (ALD), member 3a. Gene Ontology annotation, cellular component: peroxisomal membrane; peroxisome. Gene Ontology annotation, molecular function: long-chain fatty acid transmembrane transporter activity; ABC-type transporter activity; ATP hydrolysis activity. The transcript has 23 exons. The coding region runs from base 26 to 1999 and encodes 657 amino acids. Gene Ontology annotation, biological process: long-chain fatty acid import into peroxisome; very long-chain fatty acid catabolic process; peroxisome organization. The record is from RefSeq and is a predicted model, not a curated record. NCBI's taxonomy places the organism in Eukaryota, Metazoa, Chordata, Actinopteri, Perciformes, Serranidae.